This is a messenger RNA of Meloidogyne enterolobii, 599 nucleotides long. NCBI's taxonomy places the organism in Eukaryota, Metazoa, Nematoda, Chromadorea, Rhabditida, Meloidogynidae. The record is from the annotation of a GenBank genome assembly.
UUUAGCGCGCGAGUUCCCGUGUCCCCAUUUUUUUAAAGCUUUUAAACUUGCUCUGCCAUUUUCAUGUUCCAUUUUUUUGCCAAAUCAACCAUUCCAUGUGCCUUGUCCAUUUUCUGCCCAAAAUGUCCAUUUUCUGCCCAAAAGCAUAUUCUCCAUUUUCAUAUGUUGUUUCCAUUUGCUGUUGUUCAUAUUCUCCAUAUUCUUUCCAUUCCAUUUUCUGCCCAAGAGCCUCAGGAUCGCCAAAGCAUCACUUCGGCAUCCGGUGCUACCAGUUGAGUGGAAUUAUGCUGGGUCCAUUCUAAAACUAAACCUAGGCACUGUUACCAUUAUAUUCCCUAAGGAAAGCUAUUGGGUUGGCCAGACCCUAGCUAAGCCUUUACCAAGCAACACCGGUGUGCUUCCUCUUUGGGCACAUAUAAAAGACUGACUAACUGGGAACUGAUUUAUCGGUGAAACAAUAAACAAUAUAUAAACAUAAGCAUGUGAAUGGGAGGUGACACAGGAAAUAAAGAUAAAUAAUAAUUAUAGUGUAAUGGUUGGGAAAAUCCAUUAACACAUAAUGCUCGCCCAAAAGAUCACCUUUGCUUAGGCAAUCAACG